AUGGACUACGCCAAGAAUCCUAUCACGGCCCGGGAAGACGAUAUCGCCAGCCUUUUUGAAGGUGAUAUUGAUGAGUCUCUCGGACCCGAGGACGACCUCUUCGGCGAGGAGCCCUCUGCCGUUGAGGUUGCUCAACCUCCUCCUCCUCCCGCCGAGCAGCCAUCCCGUCGCCUGGAACUUGCUCUCCCCAGGUUGGCGCUCCCUUCCAGGGCACCAGAGAGCACCCCGGCAGCACCUCCCCAACCUGCCCAGCCGGAAUGCAAUGGUUUGGCUUUGCCAAGCGCCAUAGAAACUCCCACAGCGCAGCCAGCGAGAGAGCCCUAUCGCCCUAGCGGGCUGGCUCUGCCGCCGGCAUGCGCUGCUACGGCUUCAAGGGGGGUUCCUGCCUCUGCCGACCCAAGGAGAGAGCCUUCAACUGAGGCACAAUCCCUCGGCAGCUCCCAAGAAUCCGGCCCUUCCCAGACAACAGAGAGCGCCCCAACGGAGUCUCCCAAGGCUCCAAAGAAGGGGAAGAAACGCUCGGCGCCUAAGGACGAUGGCAAGCCGAGCAAGAAAUUCAAGUAUACGCCCGUAGACACCAAAGAGCGUGUGGACAAGAUCAACACCGCAGUCCACCUCUUCGGUGCUCAGAAGGCGCGCAGGGCUUGGAUGAUCGAUGCCUCAGCCAAGGAAGAGGCGACCAGGAACAAGUUCGCUCCUCCUCCUACUCCUGCCAAGAAACGGCCCGCCGAGGAGGCCUUUCCUGGUGAGGGCUCUCCGCAGCCUUCGCAGAGAGCUAGAGUCACGCCUUCCUCGUCCGCUCCGGUCUCGACUGAGAUCCCCGCCGCAGCCGUAGCUGCCAUGGCACCCGAGGGCGCUGUGGCAGCACAGACUGCGGCAGCUCCGUCGAGAUCGGAACCGGUGACGAUCGACCUCACCGGCGAGGAAGAGUCUCUCCCGCGGAGUUCGGGUGAGCAGUCUGCGCCGCCGUCAUCCGCCGAGCAGCUUCCGCCACCACCAGAUGCGGAGAGCAUUGCCAAUUCGACGGCCUGGAUCGCGGAGGAAGAAGCUCGCGUCGUCUUAUAUGGCACCCCUCAGUCAAUCGCCGAUAGGGAGCGAAAGGCUAAGAAGGCGGCUUCUUCGCAGAGGUUUCGAGCCAACGCAGCCGCUCGUCGAGAGGAGAGUAGGGCAGAGACCCGAGCUCUUAUCGCCGUCCGAGUCGGCAUGGCUGCUCAAGCGCGAGAGGAAGCAGAGGCUGCUAAGAAGCAGGCAAGGAAGGCCAAGAAGGGCGAAGCCAACAAGAAAGCCGACGAUCUCGCUCGACUGGGCCAGGCGGAGUUGGCAAGCAAGGAUGAUAGCCAGCAGGCUCAGUCCCACGAUGGGCAUACUGCUCCGGACUCCGCCUUGACUCAGGAGGACGAUGACUUCUUCGGCCGGUACGUUGCCGCCCUAGACGCAGGGAUGGAGAUGGCCGACUUUGCCAAUGCCGAGCUCCAGCUAGAGCAGAGUCAGCCCGCUCCACAAGCAGACCUCGAGGAGGCAGACGACGAGGCCCAGCUUGACGCGGCUGUCCCCAGCGAAGAAGAUGGCACCGCCGAGGAAGAGGGCGACCUGGAGGCUCAGCUUGCCGCGGCUUUGUCGAGCGAAGAUGACGACGCCGCCGAAGAGGCUCAGCAAGAGGAGGAUUUGGAAGCGCAACUCACCACCGAGGCGCAGGACGAAGGAGACGAGGAAGUGAAGGAGAGCCCCGACUCCGGGUUUGGCGAAGGGGACCGUGAAGAGGCAGUGGAGGAGGACGCCGGGAGUUUGUUUGGUGAAGGAGAGGCUAUGGAGGACGCCGAGGAUUUGUUUGGCGAAGAUGAUGAUCUCGCCAGUGUGUUUGGAGAAGGAGGUGACGGAGAGGCAAUGGAGGAGGAUGUCGGGGGUUUGUUCGGAGAAGGGGACGAGGAGGAUGAAGGCGAGCUCUACCUAGAGAAUCCCGAGGAUUUGUCCAAGGAAGAGUGGAGAAGACUCAACCGCGAUUGA
This is a messenger RNA of Lecanosticta acicola, 2004 nucleotides long. The record is from the annotation of a GenBank genome assembly. Lineage: Eukaryota; Fungi; Ascomycota; Dothideomycetes; Mycosphaerellales; Mycosphaerellaceae.